AUAUUACGUUUUAUGCCUUAAAAAGGUAGUAAUUAGUUGGUUCCAAGAGAGUUUAUUCUUCUGUUUGUUUAGGCAUAUAUAUAGACAGCCACUCGAAACCAAGAAGGAAGGCGGGGGAGGAAAGCGGAAGCCGCGGGGCCUUCUAAGUCAGAAAGUCUCCAGAGCUUGCGCCUGGCUAUUUGCGGCGCCCGGCACUUAGACGCGGGUCUUAGAAGCGGACUGGGGAGAAGGAGUUGUUGCCGGAGCCGAGACCGGGCGGCCGGAGACCGCAGGGAUGAACCUCGAGUUGCUGGAGUCCUUUGGGCAGAACUAUCCGGAGGAAGCUGAUGGAACUUUGGAUUGCAUCAGCAUGGCCCUGACUUGCACCUUUAAUAGGUGGGGUACAUUGCUUGCAGUUGGCUGUAAUGAUGGCCGAAUUGUCAUCUGGGAUUUCUUGACAAGAGGCAUUGCUAAAAUAAUUAGUGCACACAUUCAUCCGGUCUGUUCUUUAUGCUGGAGUCGAGAUGGUCAUAAGCUCGUGAGUGCUUCCACUGAUAACAUAGUGUCACAAUGGGAUGUUCUUUCAGGCGACUGCGACCAGAGGUUUCGAUUUCCUUCACCCAUCUUAAAAGUCCAGUAUCAUCCACGAGAUCAGAACAAGGUUCUCGUGUGUCCCAUGAAAUCUGCUCCUGUCAUGUUGACCCUUUCAGAUUCCAAACAUGUUGUUCUGCCGGUAGACGAUGACUCUGAUUUGAACGUGGUGGCAUCUUUUGAUAGGCGAGGGGAAUAUAUCUAUACAGGAAAUGCAAAAGGCAAGAUUUUGGUCCUAAAAACAGAUUCUCAGGAUCUUGUUGCUUCCUUCAGAGUAACAACUGGAACAAGCAAUACCACAGCAAUUAAGUCAAUUGAGUUUGCCCGGAAGGGGAGUUGCUUUUUAAUUAACACAGCAGAUCGAAUAAUCAGAGUUUAUGAUGGCAGAGAAAUCUUAACCUGUGGAAGAGAUGGAGAGCCUGAACCCAUGCAAAAAUUGCAGGACCUGGUGAAUAGGACCCCGUGGAAGAAAUGCUGCUUCUCCGGGGAUGGGGAAUACAUAGUGGCGGGCUCUGCCCGUCAGCAUGCCCUGUACAUCUGGGAGAAGAGCAUUGGCAACCUGGUGAAGAUUCUCCAUGGGACGAGAGGAGAGCUUCUCCUGGAUGUUGCUUGGCAUCCUGUUCGACCCAUCAUAGCAUCCAUUUCUAGUGGUGUGGUAUCUAUCUGGGCACAAAAUCAAGUAGAAAACUGGAGUGCAUUUGCACCAGAUUUCAAAGAGUUGGAUGAAAAUGUAGAAUAUGAGGAAAGGGAAUCAGAAUUUGAUAUUGAAGAUGAAGAUAAGAGUGAGCCUGAGCAGACAGGAGCUGAUGCUGCAGAAGAUGAGGAGGUGGAUGUCACCAGUGUGGACCCCAUUGCUGCCUUCUGUAGUAGCGAUGAAGAGCUGGAAGAUUCAAAGGCUCUGUUGUAUUUACCCAUUGCCCCUGAGGUAGAAGACCCAGAAGAAAAUCCUUAUGGCCCUCCACCGGAUGCUGUCCAAACUUCUUUGAUGGAUGAAGGGGCCGGUUCAGAGAAGAAGAGGCAGUCUUCAGCAGAUGGGUCCCAACCACCUAAGAAGAAACCCAAAACAACCAAUAUUGAACUUCAAGGAGUACCAAAUGAUGAAGUCCAUCCACUACUGGGUGUGAAGGGGGAUGGCAAAUCCAAGAAGAAGCAAGCAGGCCGGCCUAAAGGAUCAAAAGGUAAAGAGAAAGAUUCUCCAUUUAAACCGAAACUCUACAAAGGGGACAGAGGUUUACCUCUGGAAGGAUCAACGAAGGGUAAAGUGCAGGCGGAACUCAGCCAGCCCUUGACAGGAGGAGCAAUUUCAGAACUAUUAUGAAGACCUUGAAGUUCUUCGUUCUUCCCCACUUGCCAUCAGGUGGCCUCUGGACAGUGUGGUCAAUUAUUUGAGAUUGACUUUAAUUUAAAACAAAGGCCUCUGCCUCCCACCCAGGAGGUGGAAGGAGUGAAUUUUAUGUUUGAAUGAAGAAAGUGAAUUAUGGAAGAAGAGUAUAUGUCCCUUACCUUCCCUUUCAAGCGUAAGUCCAAAUAGGCUCUCAGGAAUGAGGAUUUGUGAAGACAUCCAGUAGGAGAUUUGACUCACUUAAACUUCAACACUUGGUUAUGUUGCUGGAGAAAAGAUACUUAUGUUUUGUUCAUCUAGCUAUAGUACCCAGCAUCAUUUUGACACGUCAUUUCCUAUCUCCUGUUUGCCUUCCGUCCUCAAUGCAUGUCCUCGAGUGACUUGUUCUUUUCUGAAAUUUUGUUUCCAGUAUCCUAGGAAAACUUCUGUUGCAUUUUUAAAUGUACCCUAUCCCAGAUAACUCCUGUCCAUAUUGUGUACAAAGGUUGGGCAGAAAAGAGAGUGAGUGAAAGAUCUCAAAUUUACAGGAAAAUAAGAAAGAUAGGAAGGCCCCCUCUUCCUGUCAUACCACAUUUUGCUCAAGAAGCUGGUCCGUAGAAGAUUCAGGGUUUUUCCUUACAUUGCAUGUUUCUUCCAGUAUUGGUUCAGUCUCAUUAAUCAUGGUUUUUGAAGAUAACUAGUUUUAUCCAUCUCCAGCAAAGAAUCAUCAACAAUUUAUAUUACUUUAUCUGUGCAGGCUUCCAGAGAUGGAAACAGACCAAGGUGUUUCUUAACAAGCUUCUUUUUUAUUGGGGUGGGGGAACUUGUGCAAGGACUAAAGUACAAAAUCCCAAAUCAAAGCAGCAAAACAGUUCAAAUCAAAGAUCAAGGUAAAUUUUUUUUGAUUGUUGAGAGUGGAAACCUGUCCCCAUCAGCCAGUGCGUCUUUCCCCUCUUGCAUCCGUGCAUCCAUGCUCCUUUUUCUUACUGUGUUUUCCAGUCACUUCCUUUCUGUGAAAGGUUGCUUAGCAUUUUUUUCCCCUCUUUUUUUCUUUUGCUAUUCUUUAAAUAAAAAGUAGCAGAUUGGAUGGAUGUGUACAUUAGGUGUUUGAAAUUUUCUGAAAAUCCAGUCAGGAAACCAGGUGUAGAAGGGGUUUAGUAGCCUCUCCGAGUAGAACUUUUAGCUGACCCAAAGUGCUUACCCUGGAUCAUCAUUUUCUCAGUAUUUCAAAGGAGAAUUUAAAUACUAUGAUUAUUGGGAAGUCUUUAUCAGUUAGUGAAUGCUCCUUUGGGUAGCCAAACACAUUGAUUAUUUUUAGAUUGUAGGAUAGAAUCAAAGUAGAACACAUCAGUAAGGGCCUCUUUUUCCCAUCCCAUCUUUCAGAAUAUAUAUAUUUUUUAUUUUUCCCAGAAGUCAAAGAAAGAACUCUCCCUGAGUUAGUUGCAAAGAUGUCUCUAUUUUUAGUUGCCACCGCUGCUUCUUUAAGUGCUCAUUUUGUGAAUUUCACGUGAAUUGGAAAGUGGUUAGGGUUGGCAGGUGGUCCGCUGAACAUGUUUCUCUUUUACAGACAUAUCCAUUCCAGCUCUCUGUUCUGCACACUGCAGUAGUAUGGAAACUGAUACAGAGGGUUUCUGCCUUACUCCCAUGUAUGAAAGAGUUUGGUUUCCUCCACCCAUGCAUUUGCUGUUUGUACUCUGUCCACCUGCUUAACUGGCUACUGAGAAAAUCAAAUCCUGUCAGAUUGUUUUGGCAGCAGCUCCUAAUAAUUAUUUAUGGUUUUGGAUU
Messenger RNA from Sciurus carolinensis (gray squirrel), 3676 nucleotides. It is a transcript of the gene Rbbp5, whose product is annotated as RB binding protein 5, histone lysine methyltransferase complex subunit. NCBI's taxonomy places the organism in Eukaryota, Metazoa, Chordata, Mammalia, Rodentia, Sciuridae. The coding region runs from base 275 to 1888 and encodes 537 amino acids. Gene Ontology annotation, molecular function: protein binding. The record is from RefSeq and is a predicted model, not a curated record. Gene Ontology annotation, cellular component: Set1C/COMPASS complex. The transcript is spliced from 14 exons.